AUGCUGCAUGCCUUCCUGAACGAAUUUAAAGUCGAAUGGUCGAAGAUCAUUUUCAACAAUAUUGUUCACACCAUCACUUUUCAUCGAAAAAGUCUAGGUGACAUUGCGAAGAAGUUGGGAUAUGGUUUUGUGAUAAGCCAUCUUCUGGCAGCGAAAGGAGUCGUUCUGCGCCCAGGAAUUCGGCCUGGUCAGAAAGCAUGUCAUAUGAAACAAAAACCAUCAGGAUAUGACAAGCAGAAGGCGUUGGAGUUGGGAAUCCCUAUUGAGCAAGUCAAAGCCAAGCGGAAAUCAAGAACACCUAGGGUUUCAGAAGAUGAGCAGCCCAAGCCGAAACGACAAAGACGAGAAAAGCACUCCUCUCGGAGUAAGGCGAAAAAGGGCGAAGAAUCUUCAGCUGUUCCAAUCUCACCAAAAUCUCCACAAAAGAAGAACGAUCCUAUUCCACCUUCCCCUCUACCAGAAUCAAUCAUAGUCAAAGACUCAUCUGAAGACGAAGAUAAUUUAAUUCUCUCCAAAAUUAUCAAAAGCAAUCACUUUCGGUCUCCAGUCAAGGCUAAAUCUUUCCCGAAGAAAUCUUCUACACCGAAAGAAGCUACACCGAAAGAAGGAGACACGAAAGAUGCACUUUCUGAGGGGGAAGGUCAACCGAAAGAUGUUCUUCCUGAGAAAAUUCCUGAUGAUCAAGAACCCAAGUCUGAUCUCGACGAGACAGCAGUAGUGCAGGUACAACCCCCGAUCAUCCCGAAACCAUCAGCCCCUGCUCCAGAAGUAAAGGUUCCUCAACCUUCACCAGAUCAGUUACUUAGAGAAUCCAUUGAACGAGAUUACAAACGAGUUCAACAAUGGCAAAAGUGGCGCACUGCUCCCCUGCGGAUCUUUCUUGAAUCUUUUGAAGCAAUGCAGGAUGAAGAGGAUUUUGCACUUGCAUGGAUUGGCACUGAUGAUCUUUCAAAAGCUCUUCGAAUUGAAGAGAUCAAUCGCGUUUUCUCUUACAAGAUGACAAAUCGCACUCUCGGAAAAGAUAAAGCUCCAAUUUGCAUCGAGCUCAACAAACCACCCUUGGAUCCAGUUUAUGAAGAAGAACUAAAGCAACUUCGAUAUGCCAUGUUGCUUUCAAAUAUCAAGACCACUUUAGAGAAGGAACACCAAAAUGAUCCAAAUUAUAAUGUCAGUGGCACGAAAGAUGAGCUUGGACGAGAGAUUGAAGAAGGCGAGAGUGAUGAAGGUGCUCAAGAAACCGAACCCGAAGACAGUCACACAAUUUUGAUCGGUCCUGACUAUGACACCUACCCUCAGAGAUCUCCCUUAAGAAGACUACCAUCUGACAGUGAAGACUCGAAAGAAGCUUCAACUACUCAUCCCGAAGAUCUAUCUCGCGCUAUUGUUCCGCAUAUCCAACCCAUAGACGAGACUCCAAUCAAGCACGGCAACGAAAGAAUGUGUGAAGGCAAACUGGAAGCUUCACCAAUCCCUCUUAGCUCAGAUAGUGGUGGAAACCGAGAAGCACCACCUCAAGAUGAUCACAUGAACGCAUCACCAACAAAUAUUGAGGAAGAAUCCCCUGCGAAGUCCCCACGAACUAUCAUGAACAUCAUGAGAGGAACUGUUCAUUCAGCCGAGACCAUCCAUAGGCAAUAUCUUGCUUUACGAGAAAAGGACACGAAAGUUAUGGAUGAUUUAUGCAAAAAGGUCGACUUUCUGAUAGCAGCUCAAUCUAAACCUCGAUCUCCACCUCAAGCACAGCCUCAAUCGCAGCAACAAAACCAAUCAGAUCACAAGGUCCUUGAGCGAAUGACAAAGAAACUUUAUGAUCUCGAAGCGUCUUUGAACAAAGUUGCGCGACAACAGCACGAAAUCAAACACUCUCAUUUUGGUCUCAAAGAGCGAGAACAUGAAGAGCUUGUCAGGACUAAUCCUAUCAAAGUCUUCAGGGCAAAAAUCAAUGAGAAAAUUGACUUCAACAGGAUGCUAAGGCGACAAAAAGAAAAGGAUGACCAAGAGCUCAAGGAAGCUGAACGACAGAAAUCAAAGCUUUUAGAAAUGUAA
This is a messenger RNA of Ipomoea nil (Japanese morning glory), 2046 nucleotides long. RefSeq lists its product as uncharacterized. The transcript has 4 exons. Bases 1 to 2046 code for a protein of 681 amino acids. Lineage: Eukaryota; Viridiplantae; Streptophyta; Magnoliopsida; Solanales; Convolvulaceae. The record is from RefSeq and is a predicted model, not a curated record.